This is a messenger RNA of Fimicolochytrium jonesii, 2336 nucleotides long. Its product is annotated as ATP-binding protein. Bases 172 to 2307 code for a protein of 711 amino acids. Lineage: Eukaryota; Fungi; Chytridiomycota; Chytridiomycetes; Spizellomycetales; Powellomycetaceae. Gene Ontology annotation, molecular function: diphthine-ammonia ligase activity. The record is from RefSeq and is a predicted model, not a curated record. The transcript has 16 exons. Gene Ontology annotation, biological process: protein histidyl modification to diphthamide.
GUGCCCAUCCCUCGGACGGAAUGUCACCUCAGCUUUCCAAGCAUUAACAAAUUACAGUAUUUCGGGAAGAACAGACGAGUAACCUAACCAAUCAGAGGGUCCCUGCAGUCGACCUCUUCACCUGCCAUCUUCACAGAACCCCAACAUUGACCCACGAACCAGAAGCCAAAAAUGAAGGUCGUCGCACUCAUCAGUGGCGGCAAAGACAGCUGUUUCAACAUGAUGCACUGUGUCGCCAACGGUCAUAAAAUAGUGGCACUAGCCAACCUCAAACCCGCCGUAUCCAGCGGGAAGGACGAACUGGAUAGCUACAUGUAUCAGACAGUGGGACACGACGCGAUCGACAUGUAUUCUGGGUGCAUGGACCUGCCGAUGUUUAGGCGAGAGAUACAGGGCCAGUCGAUUUCGCGAGGGAGCGAUUACCGGCCGACGGUGGAGGACGAAGUUGAAGAUCUUUAUGAGUUGCUUUCGGAGGUGAAGAGAUCAAUUCCAAAUGUCGAGGCCGUGGCAACGGGUGCGAUUCUAUCCAAUUACCAGCGAGUACGAGUCGAGAAUGUAUGUUCUCGUCUCGGGCUUACAUCGCUGGCCUACCUGUGGGAGCGAGAUCAGAAGGAGUUGAUGCAGGAGAUGAUCGCAUCUGGACUGCAUUCUAUACUCAUCAAAGUGGCGUGCAUGGGGUUGACGCCGAAGCAUCUGGGGCAGAGUCUCGCGGAAGUCCAUCCCCAUCUCUUACGUUUGAACGAGCGCUACGGAGCCCACGUAUGCGGCGAAGGCGGCGAGUUCGAGACCUUCACCCUCGACUGCCCACUGUUUAUCAAACGCAUCGUGAUAGACAAGAUGGAGGAAGUUAUCCACUCGGACGACGGUGUCGUUACGGUCGCCUAUCUGCGGAUCGUGAAAUGUCAUCUAGAGGUGAAGAAUGUGGAGGAGACGGGGCUUAGCGAGAAUUUGAGGGAGGAGCUGGUGCAGAAUCCGAUGGCGGUUGAGGAGUAUGCGGGCGAUGUUGACGACGUGGAAUGGGGCUCAGUUAGCCGAACUGUACUUCCGGAAAGCACUAUAUCCGCUGAAAGUACCACUGAUACAUCAUAUGAAUGGCCAAUUUGCAGUCGGAGAGCAACCUACCUCGCCUUCUCCGGCGUCGACAUCCACACCGAGGGAGUAAAUCCCACCCGCCAAAACAAUCUCACCGCCCACCAAGAGAUCAUAAUGGUGAUGGACUCCAUGCAAAGUCGCUUGGCAAAGCAGUCUCUCACUUGGGACAACGUACUAAACAUGCAUGUUAAUGUGCGGGAUAUGGAGGACUUCGCCACUUUGAACGCGAGCUAUAAAUCGUACUUUGGGAUCAACCCGCCUCCCCGAGUAACGAUCCAAGUCCCCCUCCCGCCCACCACUCGCCUCCAAAUCGACCUCCUCGCAUACACAUCCCCCAACCCGCACCAACAAAAAUCCACUUUACACGUCCAAUCCCUCUCCUACUGGGCCCCCGCCAACAUUGGCCCCUACUCCCAACUCGCCUCCACUCCCUCCCAAAUCCACCUUGCGGGCCAGAUCGCGUUGGUCCCGCAUACCAUGAAGUUUGUGAAUGCGACGACACCGGGGGCGGAAUUGAGUGUGAAGGCGUUUAAGGAGGAGGCGAGGUUGGCGUUGCGGCAUGUGGGGAGGGUGUUGGCGACCCGGGGCGUGGGAUUGGAGGAGGCGCGGAUGUGUGUGGGGUAUGUGACUGAUGUGAGGUUUGUGGACGUUGCGAGGAGGGUUUGGCUGGGGAAGGCGCGGGCCUCUGUCCCGGCUGUCUUUAUCGUCGUACCAAGACUUCCCCGCGACGCCAACAUCGAGUGGCAUAUCACUUGCGGGACCCCGGGACAGUCACGCGCAGAUGAUGAUGAUGAUGAGGAUGAUUCUGCGGUGGAGGAGGACACUUCCGCCCGGACGACGCAAGCGAAAGCGGAAACGAGUACCGCGAGCAUUUGGAAGGUGCAGGGUCUGAGAAAUGACCAGACUGGGUACAUCAUCGGUACAUUGGGUUUCAAGGAUCCUUCCGGCUUGACAUCCGGCGACGCCCUGUCUGGCCUGGUCGAAGAGUUGUCUGCACCGUUUCUUCGCGCGCUUCACGAGUUACGGUUCACACCGCAACAUCUUAUGAAUCUACGAGUAUUUCACCACCACAAACUGCCGAAAAGCUGGGUUUCUCAAGCAUUGAAAUCACGCGAGCUUUUCAGCACCUCGUCGUCCGCAGUUACACUCAUUCCCGUAUCAGCCAUAGAAGAGACAGACGCCCUCAUGGCAAUCUGCGCAACAGCAUGUAUCUAGAAGUUACAAACACUGCCUAUACGUAAAUA